This is a messenger RNA of Brachypodium distachyon (stiff brome), 885 nucleotides long. RefSeq lists its product as uncharacterized. Bases 28 to 345 code for a protein of 105 amino acids. The transcript has 3 exons. NCBI's taxonomy places the organism in Eukaryota, Viridiplantae, Streptophyta, Magnoliopsida, Poales, Poaceae. The record is from RefSeq and is a predicted model, not a curated record.
AGGGGCAAUUAGUUAAGAAUUGGGGGGAUGACCUCAAGACACUGUUGCAAUCACCGUCACCGUCUGACGUUCUCGCUGCCAUCGAACGCCGCUCUCCACCGCCCGUCACCGCGGACCGUCCACGACCUCCCAGUUCCACAAGGUGAGCAUGUUAUCACAUUGUUGUUCAUUGAGUUCUUGCCAACGAGUACGAAGUUACAAAGGCGACACAGCAAAGCGGAUGAAGCGGAGCAGGGCGAACAAGUGAAUUCUUCUGUUGUGCUGAUAGGAUCUACCGAGCCCCCAGGAGGUGAGAUAGAGAGGAAGAUUUCCGCCAAGCCACAGGAAGACACCUCAGAGAUUUAGAACUACUACGGAUGCAACACCUCUAUGAUCUCAAUAUUUCAACAGCCUAACAUCACUUCAAAUUUAAAAGCUUCAUACAUUCUUUUCCUCUGGUACAUCUUCAUGUCUGGGUAUAUCCUUUUAUUGUGUCGAACUAGCAAUAGUGUAGCUGUGUCGAUAAAACUGCUGCAAGCCUGCAACAAUAUCGUGCUGGGGAUUGCAAUGUAGUUUUGGAAUAUUUAUGCGAGAGUCAUUGUAAUUUUGAACUUGGAAAUCUAGAUUAGUAGUUCAUCAUCUAGAAUUCGAGAUGCAUACGAGAUCUGUGUAACAAUAGAUAUCAAUAAAGUGAGCCAUUCAGUCAAAAUUGCAUGCAAAGUUUGUUAAGGGAUCAUGUUUGAGCUCUACAGGCAAAAUUAUGUGUUUCUCCCUAGCUUGAACUAUUCAUUUUUUUAUGGGAGAACUGUUCAUUUAUUAUUUGACAGAGAGGUGUUUCUUUGAGCUCUACAGACUAUUUUGUAUUGCAAUCUGGAAGUGCAAUGUUUGAGCUCCACAGACUAUCAU